Messenger RNA from Penicillium brevicompactum, 1539 nucleotides. Its product is annotated as sulfatase family protein. Lineage: Eukaryota; Fungi; Ascomycota; Eurotiomycetes; Eurotiales; Aspergillaceae. The record is from RefSeq and is a predicted model, not a curated record. The transcript has a single exon. Bases 1 to 1539 code for a protein of 512 amino acids.
AUGGCCUCAGCAUCGCGACCAAACAUUCUCUUCAUCAUGGCCGAUGACCAUGCCUCGAAGUCCAUCUCAUGCUACGGGGCUGGAAUCAACAACACCCCAAACCUCGAUCGACUCGCAACAGAAGGCAUGAAGUUCAACCACUGCUACGUCACCAACAGUAUCUGCACUCCCUCGCGAGCCGCCAUUCUCACCGGAACACACAACCAUGUCAACGGCGUCAUGACCCUCGACUCAAAAAUCAACAAGCACAACCCGAACGUCGCCAAGGCUCUGCGGACUGGCGGCUACCAGACAGCGAUGGUGGGAAAAUGGCAUCUGGGCGAAGGAAAGGAGCAUGAGCCCACCGGAUUUGAUUAUUGGGAGGUUGUCCCCGGUCAGGGUGAAUACCAUGAUCCCGAAUUCAUCGGACCAGAGGGCAAGACCAGGGUGCGCGGAUAUGCUACCGACAUCAUCACAGACAAGAGUCUGAACUGGAUCAAGGAGCGGGACCCCCAAAAGCCUUUCUUUAUGAUGUGCCACCACAAAGCACCCCAUCGCAGCUGGGAAUGUCAUCCCAAGCACAAAGAUCUAUACCGAGACCCUGUCCGCCUCCCGGACACCUUCACGGACAACUACAAGAACCGCGCAAAGGCAGCAAAGGUGGCCAAGUUCCGCGUCGCAGAGGAUCUCACAUACUUUGAUCUGGGACUGGUGCAACCCGACGGUGGCAGCGAGGUCGGCGAGAAAAUGUUAGACAGAUGGUGGCUCCAGGACCGCAAGAUCCCAGCCCCUGAGGACGUGACAAAGAUGCGAUUGAUCGACAAAGAAGAUGGCACUGUCUUCACUUUCAAAACAACACAGGAGCUAGCGGAGUUCAAGUUCCAGCGCUACAUGCAGCGCUAUCUCCGCACCAUCCAGAGCAUCGACGACAAUGUGGGCCGGACAUUGGACUUCCUGGACAAGGAGGGAUUAGCUGAAAACACGAUUGUCGUUUACACUUCUGACCAGGGCUUCUUCCUGGGCGAACACGGCUGGUUCGAUAAGCGGUUCAUGUACGAGGAGAGCUUCCAAAUGCCGUUCCUCAUCCGAUACCCUCGGGAAAUCCCGGCGGGGAGCGUCUGCGAGGACAUUAUCUGUAAUGUGGACUUUGCGCCUACAUUCUUGGACUUUGCCGGUCUCCGCAUGCCAUCGUAUAUGCAGGGGGUAAGUUUCCGGGAUCUGCUGAGACUCAAUACGCCCGGCGAUUGGCAGCAAGUGGCUUAUCAUCGCUAUUGGAUGCAUCGAGACGUUAUUCAUGAGGCGUAUGCGCACUAUGGAGUGCGGGAUCGGAGGUACAAGUUGAUUUAUUGGUAUAAUGAGGACUUUGGCAUUGAGGGGACUCGGCCCGGUGGUGAGGAGAAGGAGUGGGAAUUGUUUGAUUGUGAAGAAGACCCACUCGAGUUGUUCAAUUGUUACCACGAGGAGAAGUACGGUGAUGUGGUCAAGCGCAUGACACGAUUGUUGGAGGAUAAGAUGGAGGAAAUUGGUGAUGAGCCCGUGCACCCUCGUGAGGUGGUGUGA